This is a messenger RNA of Ostreococcus tauri, 1602 nucleotides long. RefSeq names its product Protein kinase-like domain. The transcript has a single exon. NCBI's taxonomy places the organism in Eukaryota, Viridiplantae, Chlorophyta, Mamiellophyceae, Mamiellales, Bathycoccaceae. Gene Ontology annotation, cellular component: plasma membrane; plastoglobule. Bases 1 to 1602 code for a protein of 533 amino acids. The record is from RefSeq and is a predicted model, not a curated record.
AUGUCCUCGGCGUGGACGUCCGCGCUCAGGGCGAACGCGCGCGCGCAGCGCGGACGCGAGGCGAACACGAUGACGCUGACGUCGACGUCUUCGCGGAUUCGCGUCGUUCGUCACGCGUACGAGCGCACGGCGUCAACCUUGGGCGGCGACGACGCGUUCUCGAGUCGUACGCGAGACGUUUUCGACGCGCGAGAGGCGCUGCGUCGAGCGGAUGAGGCGAGGGUGCUCGCGAGCGAGAUCGCGGGCAUCGCGGCGGGCGCGGGGACGCCUGGCGUCGCGCGCACGGUGAGCGCGUUGGAGUCUCUGACGCGAUUGGCGGUGGAUAGUGCGCGGAAUUUCGAUGCGAGUAAACCGCCGAGCGGGCCGGAGGUGAUUCGAAGGACGUUCGAGGCGUUGGGGGCGACGUACGUGAAGCUCGGUCAGUUCAUCGCGAGCGCCCCGAGCGUGUUCCCGAAGGAGUACGUGGACGAGUUUCAAAAGUGUCUCGACGCCACGGAGCCAACGGAUUUCGAGACAGUGAAGCGAACGAUCGAGCGAGAUUUGGGGCGAUCGAUCGACGACGUAUUCGCGACGAUCGAUCGCGAGCCGCUGGCGAGCGCGAGCGUUGCGCAGGUACAUCGAGCGACGCUUCUGGGGAGCAACAAGGAGGUUGUGGUGAAGGUUUUGAAGCCCAACGUCGAAGACACGCUCAAGGCCGAUCUCAGCUUCGUGCUCAUCGUCAGCAAGGUGUUGCAGUUCUUGAAUCCGGAGCUAUCAAGGACGUCUUUGGUGGAUAUUGUCGGCGACAUUCGAGAGUCCAUGCUCGAGGAGACAGAUUUUAGGAAGGAGGCGGCCAACGUGGCGGCGUUUCGCCGCUACCUCGAGGACGCCGGGCUAACGGAUAUCGCCAAGGCGCCGUACGUGUACGAUCAAUUUAGCAACAAGCGGGUGAUGGUGAUGGAGUACUUCUCCGGCGUCCCGCUCACCGAUUUAGAAGCCAUUCGCUCUGUGACUACGAGAGAUCCGGAGCAAACUCUCGUGAACGCGCUGAACGUUUGGUUCGGCAGCGUACUCGCGGCCGAGAGCUUCCACGCUGACGUUCACGCCGGAAACUUGAUCGUGUGCGAGGACGGUCGCGUCGGUUUCAUCGAUUUCGGCAUCGUUGGCCGAAUCUCGCCAUCCAUCUGGGGCGCGGUGCAGGCGUUCUUCCAGUCCACCGCCGCGCGUGAUUACCGUCGCAUGGCGCUCGCGCUCGUCACCAUGGGCGCCACUGAUGGUGACGUUGAUAUCGAUAAAUUCGCAGCCGAUUUACGCCGAGUGUACAAGACUUUGGACUCGAUCGAACCGUCCGUCAUCGUCGAGCAAGACGACUACACCGGCGCCCAACGCGCCGCGGUCGCCGUCGAUCAGCAGCAAGUCACCGAGCUCGCCGCCGAUCUCAUUCGCGCCGCCGAGGAUAACAAGAUUAAACUCCCGCGCGCGUUCGGCGUCCUCAUCAAGCAGCUCAUUUACUUUGAUCGUUAUGUCCAGCUCUUGGCGCCCGACUUGGAAGUCAUCGACGACGACCGCGUCGCCUUCGUCGACGCCGUCGCGGUCGAAGUCAAGCCCAAGCGAAUCGAAUGA